Dentiscutata erythropus is the source of this 1521-nucleotide messenger RNA. The record is from the annotation of a GenBank genome assembly. NCBI's taxonomy places the organism in Eukaryota, Fungi, Glomeromycota, Glomeromycetes, Diversisporales, Gigasporaceae.
AUGAUCAUACUUUCAACUGACUGCUUAUAUCAAAUUUUUAAGCAUUUUAAAGAUGACUUAAAAACAUUACAUUCAUGUCUUUUAUCCAACCGCACCUGUUGUGAGCUUAUUAUUCCGAUUUUAUGGGCUGAUCCCUGGAAACUAAUACUGAAAAAAAAACCUACGUCCGAAUGUAAAUUCUCUUUUAUAUCUCUCCUCUCAACGUUAUUAUCAUGUUUGCCAUUUGAAUCAAAACGACUUUUGCAUGAAAAUAAUGUAUACCCGACAUCUCAAGCUACCUUUUUCAACUAUGCUAUUUACUGCCGUUCCUUGAAUUUUGAUGGUAUUUGGGAUAUGUUAUCUGCGCAGCAUCGACCAUUUGGUAUUCUUAACAUAGAUAUUAAGACUUUGGUGGGCCAAGAAAUUUGCAAGAUGAUAAUCAUUCGAAGCACAAAGAUAACUCAGAUACUUAUUUCUAAAGUUUCUUAUUCAUUUUUUGAUUUAUUCCAAAAUUUAUUAUUAAACAAUACUUCAAGUCUUUCACACCUUAUUGAAUUUGAAUAUCAUGUUACUACAGAUUCAAAUAUUCCUACUUUUUAUAAUCUGUUUAAAGUUUGCAAAAAUAUUUCCACUCUUACCAUCAACUUAAAAACUACCCCGAGCAAAAGCUUUAUUGAGUUAAUUCGAUCACAAAGUGCUAUCAAGUUUAUGAAUAUCACUUUUAAAUAUGAUCCCCCUAACAAGUUUAUUAAUUCCUUAUUAUUACAUGCUAAUAUUUUAACACACCUUUAUAUUUCUUGCUUUCAUGAAGACAUCUUUCCUAAAAUUUUCUUUAAAUGCCCCACUUUUUCAAACCUAAAAUUCUUGAAAUGUCAUAAUAGUUACACAGAGCCAAUAUAUCCUAAAUAUCAACACUUAAAAAACAUGAAAAGUGUAAAUAUAAGUUUGCCAAAUCUUGAAUCUUUGGAAUUUGACUGCGAAACACUAUUUUUAUACCAAGUAAUGGCUCAAAUAAUUAAAGGAACGCGUGGAAAACUUGAAAGGAUAUACAUAAGUUAUCCAAUUUAUUAUGUAAAUCCGAGCAUAAUCAAUCAAAGUAUUCUUAAUUCAUGUUCAAAUCUUAAAGUUCUUACUACCUUCGUUACUAAAGAUACACUUGAAAUUAUUUUAGCAAUAUUAACUUCUUGUCAGAAUUUAGAAGGUAUUGCAUUGUAUUCAUAUUCUGAUGGAAUUAAUUCUAUCUUAAAUCACCUAUCCCUACACCCUUUAAGAAAUUUAAAUAAUAUAAAGUUUGAUAAUACUGACUCAUGUUGGAAUUUUUCACUAAAAAAUAUGGAAUUAUUUUUAAAGAGUCUAGAAAAGGAAGAUUUUGUAAAUAAACUCAAUAUUUCAUUAAUUUAUAAGCAAAUUAAUGUAAAUCCAAAUAAGAUUAUGGAUCUAUUUGAGACAUAUUACUCAAGGGGGAUAAUUGCUUCAUAUUUUGUUGAAAGUAAAACCAAUAUUAUUUAUGAAUUUGAUGAUUGGCAAAGAUUACAAAUUUAA